AUGAACGCGCACUCGGCAGGCCGGGUGGCGGCCUUUGGCUUUUCCAUGUACGGCCAGUGCGGGACCGGCGCCACCUCGUCCAUCCGCUCGCCUCGCUUACUCGCUGCCCUCGAUGGCGUUUGCAUCGCUGCUGUCACUGCCGGCGAGUACCACUCUGCUGCCCUCUCUGCAGACGGUGCCGUCUACACCUGGGGCAAGGGAGACGACGGCCAACUGGGCCUCGGCGCCACUGGGCAGGCCGUUCUGCCGACUCAGGUGGUGGCACUGGACGGCAUUCGCAUUGCGAGCGUCUCGGCCGGUGGCGCACACACUGUGGCACUUGAUGCUGCUGGGAAUGUCUUUGCCUGGGGUCGCGGCUCGUCCGGCCAGCUCGGGACCGGCGGGACCGGCUCCGAGUGCUCGCCCGUCGCUGUCUCGUUUGUCGACGUGCUCGACGCUGGCGAGCGGAUUGUCGACAUUGCGGCCGGCUCAGACUUUACGCUCUUUCUUACGUCGGCCGGCGGCGUCCUGGCCACCGGAUCGGGUAUGUAUGGCCGGCUCGGGACAGGCUCGACGCUCUCGGCGCUCUCGCCAGUGCGGCUCGCCAAGCUCGACGGAGCGAGCAUCACCCAUGUCGCGGCCGGGACUCACUGCGGGAUGGCGCUCUCGCAGUCGACGGGCGCAGUCUAUGCAUGGGGCUUUGGCAAGCUGAGCCCGACGCCUAUGGACCAGCUCAUGGAUCUCGGUAUCACGGCAGUCGCUGCCGGCCAGUAUCACGGCGCCGCGUCGGCGCUCGCUCUUGUCCAGCCGCUCCCGCAGCUUUCCUUUGUUGACGUCGCCGCUGGCGAUGACCACACUCUGGCGCUUGCCGCCGACGGCUCCCUCUACUCGUGGGGCAACGACAUGUACGGCCGCCUCGGCCGGCCGACCGCCGGAGACGAGCCCGGAUGCGCCUCGCCGGGUGUCCCAGCGCUUGUUCCGGGCCUGGCCACGGCGCGAGUUCGUGCUCUUGCCGCUGGCGGCGCACACUCGUUGGUGGUCAUUGUCGGCGCGCCGGCGAGUUCGCCGCGAAGCAGCGGCGGACGGCCCUCGCUCCGCCAGGCCUCCGCGUCGCACCGUGCCGCGCCAUCCAAGGCCGAGCGAAUGGCUCGGCUGUCGGCGAUGCUCUCUGGCAAGUCCAAUGGGGGAAGCACACCGGCCCGGGCAAGCCGCUCGGUUGCGGCCGCGACCUCGUCACUUGCGCGGACGCAUGAGUUUCAGCGGUACGCGGCGCGGCAGUCAAGCCGCGGGUCGCCGCGCGUCGCCGCGCCGUCACAGGCCUCGGCUGUCUUCUGGAACUCGCCAAACCACUCGUCAACAGCGGCGGUGCGACCAUCGCGAACGCCAUUGCGAAGCUCGCCGCUGCAGACCUUGCCGCUGGGUGGUGCGAGCCGAUCUCCGCCUGUGCGGUCGGUGGCGGCGACGCUGCAGGAGCUUGCCAAUGCCGAGCUCGGAGCGAGUGCAGCGCGGUCGCGUGGGGCGCUGUCGGCCCGGCACCGCGAGUCGCAUGCCCUCGCUGAUGAGCUGGCCAACUCGCGGGCAUCGCUGGAGGCGACGAAGCGGACGUCUGAGCGGCUGCGGCGUGACAUGGACGCGCUCGCAGCGCAGCGUGCGCGGUUGGCACGGUCGACGACCGAGCUCUCGGCGUCCCUGCGGGCGUCGACGUCAUCGAUAGAGCACGAGCACGAGAGCGCGCGCGUCACCCGCGACGCCUCGAUCGAUGCCUUUGUCCGCAUGGCCGACGAGGUGGAGGCGCUGCAGACCGAGACUGAGGUGAUGCAGGACUCGACAGCAGCGCUGUCUGACUCGCGGGCGUCGCUGGAGGCACUGCGGUCGUCGGUGGCGGAAGAGCACACCGUGGUCUCUCACCAAAUCGAGGCGCUAGAGCGCGAGCUCGCACUUGCCCACGCUGACUCGGAGUCUGCUGUCGCUCACCACGCUCGGCUGGCACAGGCCGUGGAGGCGCAGCUCCUGUCGAAGAACGAGGUCGAGGACGCGCUCGAGGCCGCGGCUUCGACGCUGCGAGUCGAGCUCGCGCGAGUCCGCGAGCAGUGCACCCGCCUCUCUGCGGCGCUGGACCAAGCCGACUCGGCGCUGACGGCGCUCAAGACGCGACGCGAUGGCUUGCAGAGCGAGCUGGCGGAGAAGGCGGGCGAAGAGGACGAGCUUGUGACGGCCAUUAACGAAGCGAGCGCGUCCAUCGACGCCAAGACCGCGGCCAUCCACGACCACAACGCGUCGCUAGCCAAGCUGGUGGGCGACGAGGGCCGGCUGGGGACAGAGCUUGCCGAACUGGCCGAUCGCAAGGCGUCGGCCGACGCGCGGGUGCUCACGCUUGCGGCGCAGGUCGAGGAGGCCGAAGCGCGGCGGGCGAGCGUUGAGGCGCAAGUUGCCUCGCUCGCAAAGCAGCUCGGCGAGGCACAGGGCGGAUACACUGCGUUGCAGUCUGAGUUUAAGGCCAAGGCAGCCGAGCUCGACACGAUCCGCGGCGAGACGACCCGGGUCCGCGAGGCCAUUGCGCACGCUGAGGCCGACACAGCGACGGCAAAGGAGACGCUCGAGCGCGAGCGUGGUGUGUUUGCCCGCGCAUCGGCGCUCCGCGACUCGACGCUCGACCAGCUCUCGGAGACCAAGGCUGCGCGGGUGACGAUGGAGAAGGAGGUCCACACGCUGCAGGCCGAGCUGGCCGAGGCGCAGGCUGAGGCGCAGGCCGCGCUGGAGGCUCGCAAUAAGGCACAGCGCGAGCUCGAGACCGAGCAAGAGGCGCGGCGGGUGGCCAUGUCGGCCAAGGCCAAGCUUGAGGAGGCGGUCGAGCUGGAGCGCGAGUCGCGGCUGGUCGCACUCGCAGCCAAGGAGCGGUCGGCCCUGCAGCUCGAGGUAGAGCAAGAGAAGAAGCUCGCGCUCGCCACCGAGGAGGAGCGGCUCUCGCGGGCGGUCAAGUCGUCGCGGGCGGCAUUCCGCUCGGCGGCGGCGACUGCUAAGGAGAACGCGGCGUACGCGGCAAACCUGCAGAACUCGGCGGCAAGCAUAGGUGGCGGCGGUACGGCGGUGCGGCAGACAGCGAGUCGGCGCUCGAUCUCGCCGCGCAAGGUGGCGGCGACCAAGGCCCGGGUUGCACAGCUGCUCUCGACACUUGAUCCAGAGCAUGCCCCGGCGCUGGCGGCGACGCAUACGUCGCCCAACACCGGCGAGCGGGCGAGUGGCAGACCAAAGCACUUUGCGGCCGUCGAGCGCGCUAAGCGGGUGCUGCACGAGGCCAAGGCGUCGAUGGCGAUGGCGGCGACGCUGGAGGCGGUCGAUGUGGCGUCGCCCGGCCAGAUUGCCGCCGACAUUCCGCGCUCGCAGCUGCGCCCGGUGAACGAGGUCCUCGAAUCGUCGGUGGCCGCCGAGCUGGACACAGCCGAGCGCGAUGUGCGGGCGGCGCGGGCCAAGCUCGACGCGAUCCUCGCCACCGCGCGCUGA
Thecamonas trahens ATCC 50062 is the source of this 3480-nucleotide messenger RNA. Its product is annotated as UVB-resistance protein UVR8. NCBI's taxonomy places the organism in Eukaryota, Apusomonadida, Apusomonadidae. The record is from RefSeq and is a predicted model, not a curated record. The coding region runs from base 1 to 3480 and encodes 1159 amino acids. The transcript is spliced from 4 exons.